Molecule: messenger RNA, 1915 nt
Organism: Branchiostoma belcheri (Belcher's lancelet)
Lineage: Eukaryota; Metazoa; Chordata; Leptocardii; Amphioxiformes; Branchiostomatidae
Exons: 7
Coding region: 202-1320 (372 amino acids)
Biological process (GO): positive regulation of Ras protein signal transduction; protein phosphorylation
Molecular function (GO): protein serine/threonine kinase activity
Source: RefSeq, a predicted model, not a curated record
UGACCUUUGGUGACCCAAAAUGGCGCUGUGGCAGUGAUGUUUUUGCCACGGAAUCGAUCAAUUUUAAUUUUGAACAGCUGUUAGCGGGCUGAAUAAACGCCUGGAGUCGGCGGAAAUAGAAUGAGUACGUUGCGUAAACGGUUGGCGAGCCAGAGAAGGUCUUGUCGGCCUCGUUCAAGAAAAGUCUAGCACACAAUUGAAAUGAUGAGCAAGCGCAAGGCUCUAAUGCCUGAUGUGUUCAAGCGGCGUAAGCGGGUUUGUGUAGGGGGCCUUGUGAGACCCACCCCGUCCAGUCCACAGUGGGGUUCAGACAGCGAAGACAACCUCAGCGCCGCGGCGCCCAGCGACACCAAGGCUGCCAUGAUGUACCUGUGCUCGCUGUUCCCCAAGCAGACGUACGAGGGGAGGAUUCCUCCAAUCAUCAUGAAGCACCAGCUCUACAGCGUGGUGAAGAAUAAGACUCUGGUCGACAGGCAACUGAAUGACCUGAGAAAUGCCCAUGAAGUGAAGAUGAUGAAGCUAGGGAAUGAGGUGGACGAGUACUGUCUGGUCUUCACCGAGGACUACAAGAACCACAUCACAAUGUUUUACGGACAGGAGAUCUCCAAAACUGUCGAGCGGUUCCUGAAAGAUGUGGUGAGCAGAACCAAUGAGAUGUGUGUGACUCAGCAGAUCAUGACAGACCAAAACUUCACGGAUGUGGAGAUCACGUGGGUAUUUUUUGGCUACACAUACCAUCAGUGGAGACAAUGGAGACAAUUGAUACCCUUAUGUUUUUCAGAUAAUGAUGAUAUGCAUUUAGCCAUUCAUUUCAUGUUUACCUCCAUGUACAGAUGUUUUGUUUUGGUGUGUUUGUGUGUCAUUUUUCUCGAGUGCUGGUUUUAUUUGAGUACUAGUACGGUAAGAUCAUGGAAAGUCAGGGGGCAUAAUAUUUUGCACAGGUGUGAAAUCUUUGAUGUCUUGUUUUGCCAUGAAUUUGGCAACACCACAGGGGCCUUACAAUUCACCCUCUGUUGUUACUUCCCCAGACAACUGGUGAACGCUGGAGUGUUGACAGUCCGUGACUUGGGCAGCUGGUGGCUGGCAAUUCCAGGGGCGGGGCUCUUUGUCAAACUCUUCACAAAAGGUAGAAAAGCAGUUCUGGCUUCCAUAAGAAAAAGCAAGUACAAAGAGAUUCUAAAACAGGAAUUGGAGUCCAGAAAGAUGUCAGCCUCAGUGAAACUGGGGAUGUCCUAUCACAUCCAUGAUAUCAUUGGAGCAGAUCUCGUUACAUGCAUUGAGACCACAUCAGGAGAGUUGCUGAGACUUAAAGACGACUGAUGACUACAAAUACUGACCAGUGUAGCCUGACAAGUGGUCAACACAACACACUAAUUAGCCUAACGAGGAGAUUGACAUGUGUAACACAGGCUAAUUACCACUGUUGUUGUCAUUAGGACAUGAUAUCUGUGAAUAUCAAUUGAUAAUGCUGCUGAAAUUCUUUAAAAAAUCUCUAAAUUCUCUUAGACAUUGUUCAACAGUUUGAACAAUUCUCUUUAUAUAGGUUUUGGUCCCGUGCUUUCCUAUUAUCAUUUCUUUUAUGGUACAGAAGAUCCAUAUUUUUCUUUUACUAUGUACAAAUGCCAUUGUUUUGUUGCUUAUAUUCUGUUACAGUACUAUUCCAUUGCUUUAAACUUACGUGGUCUUAUGUCUACAAUAUACAUGAUGUACAUGUGUAUGUAACGUUAACCAAAAAUGUGCCUGUUUGAGUCAAGGAGCUUUAAACAUCAAGCCUGUUUAAAUUUGAUUUUUAACCUCCUUGUUUGAAGGAAUCAUUCCAAUAGCUUAUUGGUGUAUGUCAGCUUCCAACUUGUGUAAAAUAUCGCUCUUGUGAGUGGCAAAUUAUUCAAUCUGUAAAUAAACACUGUCUCCGAAA